Molecule: messenger RNA, 432 nt
Organism: Drosophila eugracilis
Lineage: Eukaryota; Metazoa; Arthropoda; Insecta; Diptera; Drosophilidae
Gene: Cpr62Ba
Product: cuticle protein 7
Exons: 2
Coding region: 1-432 (143 amino acids)
Cellular component (GO): extracellular matrix
Source: RefSeq, a predicted model, not a curated record
AUGCCCACGUGUCCGGUCAGCAUGGCAUAUGGACUGUCGGUCGGCUUCGUGAUCCUCUGGCUGCUGCAGAUUGCGCAUACGCAGCGUGGUCCGGUCGAGCAUAUCGAGUUUUACAACGAUUACGGCCAAAAUCAUGACGAGGAACGGCUCCACUACUCACAUCAGUAUCAUAUUUCUGAUCUGGGCAGUCAGGUGCACAUCCUGCACCGAGAGCAGCGGCAUGGAGACCACGUCUCUGGAUCGUACGCCCACCUGGAACCCAAUGGACAUAUACGGAGUGUGCACUACGAGGUGCGGGGACCUAACCAGGGAUUCAAGGCCGUCGUUGAGCAGCGAACCGGGAACAGUCGGGUGCAUCAGGCGUUGGAAUUCCGGAGCAGGCAACCGAUCCGGGCUCUGGCCCUGGCCGAGCCUGUGGCAUUUGUGAUUUAA